Messenger RNA from Phoenix dactylifera (date palm), 922 nucleotides. Its product is annotated as putative calcium-binding protein CML41. The record is from RefSeq and is a predicted model, not a curated record. Lineage: Eukaryota; Viridiplantae; Streptophyta; Magnoliopsida; Arecales; Arecaceae. Gene Ontology annotation, molecular function: calcium ion binding.
CUGAUAUCUGCGAAAGCUCCCAUGCAAUUUCCUCCCCGUUCCACCGUUCCCACGUAACCCUCAAGCACCUUCUCUGCACCUCCCAAUACUCCUAUCCAAAUUUAGCCUGCUUCCCAUCUCUCUCUCUAUAUAUGCAACUGACCUCCAUUCACCUCAUAUACUUCAACACAAACUCCAUUCACCAAUGGCUGCUAGUGCUACCCAUUCCAAACCAUCCAAAUGGCUCCCCAACAAGACCUUCAAGCUGAACCUCCACCGCCUUCGCCGCUCCAAGUCCGGCCUGCCGAUGCCUCCGCCAUCGCCUCAUGUCGGUCGGCCGAAGGAGUUCCAUGAAGCAUUCCGACGCUUCGAUGGUGAUGGUGAUGGUAAGAUAUCGAGUGAUGAGCUGAGGGCCUUCUUUGCAUGGGCCGGGGAGGACAUAAACCUCGAGGAGGCCGAGCAGGUGAUCGCCGAUUUCGACUCAGAUGGAGAUGGGCUAAUGGACUAUGAUGAUUUUGUUAGGCUGAUGGAGAGGGAUAAUAAUGGAGGGGAUGAGGAUUUGAGGAGGGCGUUUGAGAUGUUUGAGUUGGAGAAGGGGUCAGGGUGCAUCACACCUAAGGGACUGCAGAGGGUGUUGAGCCGUUUAGGGGAUGUGAGGUCUACUGGGGAGUGUGAGGCCAUGAUAAAGGCUUAUGAUCUUGAUGGAGAUGGGGUGCUUGACUACCAUGAGUUCCUUCGCAUGAUGUCUUGAUGCUAUUUGAGUUCACUGCGAGUGCGUUUUUAUUGGUGUAACUGUACGUGCUCCAUGUUUUUUUUUAGCAGGGUGUUUUAGUGCCAAUUUGCUUUAGUUUUAGUUUGGUUGUAGGUGCUGUGGACGUAGAUAUUUAAUGUUCUCUAAUGAAAUAUGAGAAGGAGAAAGCUUAGCUUUGGUUUUUCUUAUGAA